ACAGAGAGCAUUUUCUAUGGAUGACAGGAUAGCGUGGACACAUGUCACCAUCCCUGAAGGCCUGAGGGAGGGCAGAGUGGUGGAUGAGUGGUUCAGCCUGAGUGGACGGCAGGGUGACGACAAGGAGGGCAUGAUCAACCUGGUUAUGUCUUUUACUUCUUUACCAGCAGGAAUGAUGACUCAGCCUGUUGUCUUCAUGCCAUCUGUGUAUCAACAAGGAGUGGGAUACGUGCCCAUCACAGGAGUUCCUGCAGUCUACAACCAGGGCAUGAUGCCUAUGGCAGUGCCAACUACCAUGCCAGCAAUUGGGAACCAGGGCCUACCAUGCACUGAGCAGGACCUUAAGGCUCUGCAGGACAUGUUCCCCAACCUGGACAAAGAGGUGGUUCGCACUGUACUGGACGCACAGCAAGGCAACAAGGAUGCUGCCAUCAACUCUCUGCUGCAGAUGGCUGAGGAGCUCUAACUAUACAAGACAGUCUGAUACCAGACAUGCUAACAGAUGCAUGCAUUCACAGUGAAAGUAGUCUAUAUACAGAGCUCCGCCCCUUCUCUUAUAGACAUGUUUAUAGUCCUCCCACAGUCAUAUACUCUCACACACUGCAGCAGCAGCUGAGGUCUUUGUUUCCAGUUCAAAUAAGGUCCCUAGUGCUUAAACACAACUCUGCUCCCGAGUUCUGACAGAGUCGUUUUGGUGUAGCCACUCAGUGGGUGUUCUCCCCUCUAAUCACAGGAUCGGAUUUUCACAGCCCACCAAAUAUUCAUGUUGAUGCUUUUGUAAACAGUUUGUUUUGCCAUAACUGCAGUAAAUCACAACCUCCUGUAUUAUUGGUAUCUGUAAAGUGUGUAGUGCAUUUCAAAUCAUUCAUUGUGUAUAUAUAUAUAGAAAUGUAUGCAGUAAUAAUAAUGAGUGAAUGAC
Molecule: messenger RNA, 919 nt
Organism: Neolamprologus brichardi
Lineage: Eukaryota; Metazoa; Chordata; Actinopteri; Cichliformes; Cichlidae
Source: RefSeq, a predicted model, not a curated record